Molecule: messenger RNA, 1119 nt
Organism: Habropoda laboriosa
Lineage: Eukaryota; Metazoa; Arthropoda; Insecta; Hymenoptera; Apidae
Product: E3 ubiquitin-protein ligase TM129
Exons: 6
Coding region: 1-1119 (372 amino acids)
Biological process (GO): protein ubiquitination
Cellular component (GO): membrane; endoplasmic reticulum
Molecular function (GO): ubiquitin protein ligase activity
Source: RefSeq, a predicted model, not a curated record
AUGUCUGCUUUCUUCUUUUAUACUUUGUUUUAUAUUUUAAUCUCAGGAUGUAUUGUAUAUCCACCUAUAGAAUUUGUUUCAGCCGGCCUAACCAUAAAAGAUAUAUUUUCAAAUUGGUUAGGUAGUGAAAAUGAAUUUUUCAUACAAUAUCAUAUAAGAAGGAGUGCACUUACAUUAUUUAUACAUUCCAUGCUCCCAUUUGGUUAUACUUUUGGUUUAAUUCUUUUUGGACAUUUAGAUGCUAUAGAAGUACUAUUAGGUCAUGCCAAUUUAUGGAUCAUAUUUAUUACUUGCACUGUACUGUUACCUUCAUACACUUCGUAUAAAAUCUUAACAUGGUCAAUGAAUAAUUGGAACAAACACCCUAUUGCACAAAAUAUUGCAGUUUAUUGUAACAGUACUAAUAAUAAUAGCAAUAGAAUAUCAUGGACUACAGUAGCUUCUGAUAUUAAUAUAGAAUAUCGAAGAAUAGAUAAAACAAUAAUUACCACAAACAGUAUAAUAUGUAUAAUAGCUACAGAUAAUUGGAUAAUUAAAGUUUUACCUUACAAAAUAAUGAUUGCCCAUCAGAAUGAUGCCAUUUUAAUAGUUAACAGAAGUGAUACUCAUGAAAUGUCACCUAUGACAAGAGGAGAAGUUCAAUUUAUUAAUAUUGAGGUAAAAUCUACAAGAAUAGGUUCACAGCCUUUUGAUAUAAGAUUAAAUGCAUUGGAUUUUAAAAAUUUACAAGACAAAAUUUCACGACCUAUCACUAUAUUACAAAACAUCACAUUUCAUAAAACUUUACUUGAAAAAUUUAUUGAUAGUUUUAAAGAGCAAGUACAAGAAAAUCCAUAUUAUGAAUAUACAGAGGAAGUAAGCCAAUGUAUAGGAUGUAUGCAAGCUUUAUCAAACGUAAAAUUAUAUAAACUAUGUAGCAAUGAUAUAGGAAAUGGAAAUCCUGCAGACUGUAUGGUAUGUUCUUGCCGUCCAAUGUGGUGCAUAGACUGUAUGGCUAAAUGGUUUGCAUCUAGACAAGAUGAAGCUGCACCUGAAACAUGGUUAUCUUCUAAAUGUACUUGUCCAGGAUGCAGAGCACAGUUUUGUAUUUUAGAUGUAUGUCUUAUACAACCUAUGUAA